AUGGCCCCGCCGGUCUCCGGAAUCAAGCUCAACGCCAACGGCGUCCCCGACUUCGACACCCUGCCGCUCCGGAACUCCGACCCGCACCACUCGGCCUGGGGUCUGUACGGCGACGACGACCAGCUCGGCACGCUGAACCGCCUCACCGACGAGCGCGUGGCUGCCGCGGCUCGGGACGAGAUUCAGACGGGUCGGCGCAUCUCCCUCAACUGGCCCCUCAACGCGCAGCCGCGGCGCUCCUUCUUCCAACGCGCGCUCUUCCACCAGGAGCUGAUCGCCAAGGCGCCUCGAACCGUCAACGACGACGUGUGGACGUUCAACUCGCAGGUCUCGUCGCAGUGGGACGGGCUGCGGCAUUUUGCUUACCAGGACGAAUGCCUCUUCUACGGCGGCGUCACGCAGAGGGAGAUCCACGCCGUGGACGAGCGGGGGAAGCCAAGUGAGGUUUUGGGAAUACAUGCAUGGGCAGACCAAGGCAUCGUAGGCCGCGGCAUCCUGGUUGACUACCACAGCUGGCGGCCGUCACAGAAGAACGUCAAGCCCUACGACUCGUUCGACUCCGUGUCCAUCCCGCUGGAAGACCUCCAAGCAUGCCUCGCGGCGCAGGGAACAGAGGUGAAAUUCGGCGACAUCCUCAUCAUCCGCUCCGGCUUCAUGGCCACCCUCGCAACCAAAACCGACGACGAGCUCUGGGCACACCAAGACAAAGUCCCGCACCCCUUUGGCGGCGUACAGCAGUCCGAGGCCAUGCUGCGCUGGAUCUGGGACAACUUCGCCGCCGUGGCGGGCGACCAGCCGUCGUUCGAGACGUGGCCCAAGCAGCAGGACUGGGCGCUGCACGAGGUGCUGCUUGCGGGCUGGGGGUGCCCCAUCGGGGAGCUGUUCGACUUAGAGAAGUUGGCGGAGCACUGUAAGAGGGAGGGCCGCUGGAGCUUCUUUCUGGCGAGUGAGCCGUGUAAUGUGCCGGGGGGUGUGGCGAGCCCGCCGAAUGUGUUGGCGAUUUUUUAG
This is a messenger RNA of Anthostomella pinea, 1008 nucleotides long. The record is from the annotation of a GenBank genome assembly. NCBI's taxonomy places the organism in Eukaryota, Fungi, Ascomycota, Sordariomycetes, Xylariales, Xylariaceae.